Messenger RNA from Cottoperca gobio, 4836 nucleotides. Its product is annotated as dehydrogenase/reductase SDR family member on chromosome X. The transcript has 7 exons. The coding region runs from base 406 to 1278 and encodes 290 amino acids. Lineage: Eukaryota; Metazoa; Chordata; Actinopteri; Perciformes; Bovichtidae. The record is from RefSeq and is a predicted model, not a curated record.
UGGAUCGCGGGUAGAAAUUCUCGUGUGCACGUGCGUCAGGCUAUACAUGUGUGUGUUCGCGCACGACAAAGCCCCGGGCUCCGUCCUCAACAGUUGCUACCAGAGCGGCGAAGAGGAGAGGUGGAGAGCGACAGAGAUAGCAGACUGAGGACGGACGGACGCGGAGCCCCACGCCGCUCUGCCCGGCUCUGUUCCUGACAUGCAGUCGAUCAUCUCUCCGGUGACCAAGGCCAUCCUAGUAGCGCUCUUCAUUUUCGCCAUACUCCUAAUCCUAUAUGUGAUCCUUUGGUACAUUUGCAGAGACGUGGACUGCGAUCACGGCAUUUAAGGAUAUUCCAAACGGGAAUAACGGGAAUUUCACAAUGGGGCGCAAAGAGGAGCCCGCAGAGCCCAGGGUCAUCCCUGAUGCCCAGACAAGAUGGCAAGGUUGCCAUAGUGACAGGAGGAGGCAGGGGAAUCGGCUUUGAGGUAGUCCGCUACAUGGCCAUGCUGGGGGCGCAUGUUAUCAUAGGCGGGAGGGAUGAGCAGGAGGGUCUGGCGGCCGUCAGAAGGAUCUGUGAAGAGUACAAAGAGGCCAAAGUGGAGUUCACCAAACUGGACCUAGCUUCUUUGCAGUCUGUCCGUCAAUUUGUCCAGAGCUUCAAGGAGCGGGACCUACCGCUAAACAUUCUGGUCAAUAAUGCGGGUGUUAUGCUGGUUCCUGAGAGUCGUACUGAGGAUGGAUUUGAACAGCACUUUGGCGUGAACUACCUAGGCCACUUCCUGUUGACCUGGCUGCUUCUGGACACACUGAAGGAUUCUGGAAAAUGUGGUUACUUCUCACGUGUGGUCAACGUCUCCUCCUCAGCCCACCGCAUUGGCAAGAUCAGACUAAAUGAUUUAAAUAGCUGCCAGUGUUAUUCAGCCCAUGAUGCAUAUUGUCACAGUAAGCUGGCCCAGCUGUUAUUUAGCUCCCACCUCCACCAGGAGCUGCAGCGUGGAGGUUUCCUACUGAGUUCAUGUGCUGUGGAUCCUGGCAUGGUGGAUACUGCUCUCUAUCGCCACCUCUGGACGCCCAUCUGCCUGGCACAGAACGUCUUUGCUCGUCUGCUUUUCAGGACUCCUGUAGAAGGCGCUGCCACUGUGCUGUUUGCCGCUCUGUCACCGGCCCUGGAGGGGGAGUGUGGAGGAGGCUACUGGGCCAACGGGCGCAGGGAGAUGACAACACCAACGACUUUUGACCUCCAGCUGCAGCUAAGCCUAUGGGAAACCAGUGUCCAGUUGCUGGGCCUGCAGUAGCAUGGGACGAAAGGACCACUAACAGGACUAAACCUCGAAGAAAACAUCAGAUAAAGAAACUUAACUCUUGCCAACCAGCCACAUUCUCCCUUUUUCUCGGUAUUGUUUCUCUGUCCAUAUCUCACGUCAAGGUGUUUGUAGCGAUUUAUGUUGACAAUCUGACAAUCCACCGCUGGACUGUGAAGGGUUAUUAGGGGAGUAAAGAUCUCCUUUUUGUUCCAGACGUGCCAAAGAAGGGCUACAGGGAAGGAAAGACAUUCAUUUUUUGAGCAAGCAAACAUAUUCAAACACACACUAGGGUUAUAUCGAUAUAUGAUUUUGCUGUCAUAGAUACUGGCCGCUGCUGAUAUUGGCCUUUGGUUAUAUAGAUACAGAUAUCAGUUUUCAUUCAUCUCCGAUAUAGUUAAGUUUAUUCUUUGAUCAUAACAAACCUGAUGUCUGGCCAGAGAAAUCGUUCCACAGUGUCGUGUUCAAAAUCCUGCAAUGACACCUGCCUCACUCCGCCUUAAUGUCAUUAGCCUGGCUUUCAGUGAAGACGUUAAUUGUCCUUCAGUGAACUAAAUAUUGAUUCAGAGGCUUUUAAAACUGAUAAAAAAAAUAAAAAAAAAUCUUGCUUGAUGCUUUUUGGGCAUAAUAAUAUUCAAAUUCAAAAGCUGAAUUUUGACGCAAUAUACUGGCUUCAAAAUCACAUGUUGGUCAAGCCUUAGCAUACACACACACACACAUACACACACAUUUGGUUUUGUUCAGGGCAAUUGUUUUGCUGUUGACGUUUUUCUGAAGCCAGGUUUUCCAGACGUUACUGUUUGCUUUUGUCUGCUCAGAAACAAAAAGGUAACGACGGGGAGUCAACCACCACUUCACUCUGUCCCUAUUUUCCUUUGUGAUCUAUGUUAAUCGGUUUUACUGUGUCUGUGAUACAUGUGUGUGUGUUUUAUGCACAUGAGUUAGUAAUUAAGUCGUGCUCUAGACCCAGUUUAUGUCGAUGGAUAGCACAACAAUGGCCGUUCCUGGCGGAGCAGCGACGGGUAGUAGAGAGAGAGGGAAAGCACUUCUCUUUUUUUUUCAGUAUUUAAGCUGUGAUUGGUUCCUCAUUGCUGCUGCUGCUGCAUCCUCAUUUGGCUCCGCUCCCAGUGCAUUGUGGGAUCGAGAUUUCCCAGUGGUGAGAAGCAAACUCCAUCUGCUUAGCUGACACUCACACUCAUUCAGAAACAUUGGAAGCUGUACAUCCAGGCACAGGCUUAUUUAAACAAGCACACAGCAAACAAACACAUCUGUUACUCAUGCAGGAAAAUACUCUCAUACACACACAUACACACUGCGCCAUAAUGCCAUCUCCACUGUGAUAAACCAUUUUAGCUGUGAAAAUGAAAAGUUGUAUCUCAAAUGAACAAGUUUUGGCGAAACAUCUUGCCCCACAUGCCAUCCCAUUGUUGUAUGUGUAUAUUGUUGCUUUGAAUACUGCCUCUGAGCAUCCAGCAUCCGUUAAUAUCUGCCGUAUGUGAAGCAAUAGUAUCACUGUGGUAGCUGAUUCAGCCAGUAGCACAGAGCCAGACAUUCAGAAAAGGUAAAGAGCCCAAGAGUGUGAAAUUGUAAAGAUAUAAAAUACCAGCUUCAAGUUACCCAUAAUAUCAGGAAUAAAAAAAAUCUUUGUCAACAUGUAAAAAAAAACGUUCACUGAAGACGUUGUUGGUGGGCAUAGUUUUGAAUCAUAUCAUAUCAAAUCCACACUAACGCACAGAGAUAAAAGCUAACGGUGUGUUCAGGCGCUUCUCGUCAAAUCACUAAGUUUUCAGCUGUGAGUUAUACGUCAACGCACACAAUGAACUAAAUAGUGGACCAGGUUAUUGGUAAAUAUAUAUCCACGUUACUUUCAUUUAUCUGUGAUGCCCUGUGAUUAACAUGUCCAUGCUGCAAAUGGAGUUCAUGCCGAACUAUUGUCAGUGCACUCCAUGUGAUAUGAUUACCAGUGAUAGAUCACCUCAAUUACAGGCACCUGGUAAAUAUAUCAUGAUCACGUGAAUUUAUGAGUUGACAAAGAUUGUCUGAAUGCCCCAUUGAGCAGUCGAUAAGCACGUAAUGGAUUAUUGCAGCCUGGUCUCCUAAAAAUGUACAAAACUGCUUAACUUGGUCCUGAUUGGCCAACAUUUGAAUUUAAAACAAACAUCUCUUAAAUUUGAUGUUUUUUCUGGUAUAAAGGUGUGUGGAAAUUGACUCUCAAUGCCAGCAAUACUCCUCAGUUCUUGAGUUUCUUUCCUUCUUGCUCAAAAGCAAACAGUUUAUUGCUUCAGUGCUUCCUUGUUUGACUGUGUGGUUCCCCUAGGCAACUGUAAGGUACUGACUGAAUGACAAAACAACAAAACAUAGGCCCGUUUAAACAAACGCUUCCCUUCACACAAAUGGGAACGCCAGCUUACUACUCCGCAGCGCUCAUUUAAAAAGUACAAGGCUACAGUGUGGGCUACAUACUGUGUUUCUCACAGUCCAGCUGCUACAGCAGAUCAAACCCUGAGAGGGACAACGCCACUGACCACUGUCUUGCUUAUCUGAGCACAAGGCUGUUUAAAGACGAGGCGAGGAGGAGUGUGAGGGUCUGCCUUGUUGUUGUUGUUGUUGUUGUAGAAGAGGGCUGCUAAAUGAUCAAUGAUUACCGUGUUAUAUAUUUACCAUACUCCUGAAGUGUUCUACACAGACAGGCCAACGCAGUGAACUUUCUGAACAUGAAUUGCGAAUAUAGAAAAAGAGCAAAAACGGCUCAAGUAACUGUCUAUGAUAUCGUCUGUGUGAUUUACUCGUAUAUGAUCAUUGCAAAGCGUUGACCAGUGUAUGUAGACUGAACAUGUUCUAAUAGCCAUUCUUCUGUCUGACCUGGGAUUACAUUUAUAUUAAAUGUUUCAGUCCCGAGUUCUGAAAAUCCUAAAUGUGUAUAUGUAUAGGAAGAGAGAUAAUAUAAAGAUGUAUACACGGGGUCACCAGAUGGUCCUUACUCUGGUAACAGUCCAGUUAAGAGAAAACAUAUGGAGAUAUUUAUCUGUCCUUUCCCCUUUAUUGCCAUAUCCCCCUAUACUAUUUUCUCCCUCGGUGCUAUAGUGCGACCUUUUCACUCGAGUCCCUACGGGCUGCAUAUAGAGGAUGUUCCCACCUCAAAUCCAGCGUAAACAUUCAGUCCAUCUGGGCCCCGGAGGAUGUAUGAAAUGUGCUAAAUGUUUUAUUUUUUAAUCAUUAUUUAGUUGUUUCUGAAAUACACAUCUUAUUGCUUUUGCCGUGCCUAAGAAGAAAAUCUCCCUCAUAUAUGUGUAACUGUGAAUUCUUCAUGUAGAACUGAGCUUGUAAAAACUGUGAUUACUGUCUUGUCCUGUGCAUUGGCGUAAGUUUUUUCUCUCUUUGGAGCGAUGGGAGUGGAGGUGAUGUGUGCGUAUGUGUGAGUGUGUGAGCGUAUGUGUGUGUCUAGAUAAGGGAGUUUAUGUCUAUGUUUUUUGUCAGUGGUUGUGACAUUCCAGCAGCAGCCACCACCUUUUCUAUUAUCCAAAGCCUCUCAAUAAACAUAUCAUUGUGCCA